AUGUCGACCGCAUUGGAUGUGGAGAGUCAGGAAGUGGCCAGCGAAACUGCAUGGUUCUCAUCCAUGACCUCCUGCUUCGAUAGCCUACGACCUCGUGCCACGCCUUCGACCUUGCGGGAAGCUGACGUCGAGCUCGCUGCACUCGAAGCGAUGCAGACGCAUGUAUACCGACACAUCGUCAUGGCGCGUACAAGGCGUAACACAUUGAUUCCUGCCUGUUCUUUACCUGCCGAGCUUCUCAGCUAUAUCUUCAAACUCGUCCGGCCCCAUUGGAAACCACAACGCAGGAGGGCUUGGCCACUGCCAUACUACGCUGGGUGGAUGUCUUUGACUCACGUAUGUUCUCUUUGGAGACGGAUUAUCCUCGAUGACCCCACUCUAUGGUGUUAUAUCGAUUGCAAUGAUAUUCCUUGUGCUGCAAUUGAUACCAUACUGCAACGAUCUAGAGGUCAACCCCUUCAUAUCAACGUCGACUUCGAGGGCAAUCGUGGCCCAGAUCAUGACCAGAAUUCUUGGACUUGGAUGUCCAAACCCCUGCGGCCCGCCAUCCAAUCUCUCAACGUCCGUGUAAAGGACAUGCUCCUGGACGCAUUACUUCCCCUCGAAAUGCCACGUCUUGAAGAGCUCACCAUUCACGACUUCGGGAUGCUUCCGGCAGCCUACCUCCUUGCCGCGUCAUCCGAAGUGUUUCCUCGGCUGCGCCGGUUGGACCUUUAUCGAACUAUCCCAUCUUGGACAUCCCCUCUAUUCUCGUCCACGCUUACACAUCUCAAAAUAGCCACUAUGGGAGGCGAUGCUCAGUUUCCCAGCCGAUCGCUAUCCGUUCCGAAUGCCCUCCGCAUCCUUUCGCGUUUACCCAAUCUUCUACACCUUGAACUCCGGAACGUCUUCGCCGCAAUGGCGUCUGAUGCGGAUGAGGGAUUGCCAUCUUAUACUGCACCAAUUCGUCUCAAAAGUGUUCGCUUGAUCUUCCGGUAUGGUAUGGCCGUGGAAUGCGUGGCUGGCUUCCUUCAGGCCUCGACGUUUUCCGUAUCUACCUCAAUAGUCGUUCAGCUCGAGGAGUGCGCUCGGCGCGAUACUGUACAUGCAGCCGUACAGGGACUCUUUCGCGACAUGAACUAUGCUCCGCAGGCCAUGCAGCUCGUGCUGGGACAUAACCUUCUCCAGUUAUGGCCGUGGCAGCACUCGGAGCUGGCUUUCACGCCUGUGGUUGAUCCACACGAGGAUUCUCUCGAUAUGACGAUCCCUGGUCUGCGCUCCAUACAAGUCUGGGAUUGCGCAAGGACCCGAUUCAAUCCGGAUAGCGAUGAUUCAGUCGAAGACGCCACCCUCUUUCUUCCUCACCUUCCACGAGGGGUCAUUUCCUCAAUCGCAUUACUUCGCGAACUAGAGCUCCCCGCAUCUGCGUCGGCCUGGAUAUCCACGUUCGAAGGCUUUCUGGGCAUACAACACGCAUGCAUCGGGAUCAACUCUCACUUCCCGUCCUUUUGCGCUGGCUUACAGGAAACCUCUUCGGACUCGCGGUUCCUCUUAUUCCCUCGAUUAGAGGCCAUCACACUCGGUCGGUGGGGAGAUAGCCCAAAAGAGAAGCAACAAGCGCAUUCACGUGUAUGGUCCCUCGUCGCCGCUCUGGAGACGAGGCUAAGUGCCGAGAUCCCCGUCCGAGUGGUGUGUCUACCGAGAGAGGCAGAGUCUCUAGACAGCGAGACUUGGAUAAGGCUUCGGCAGUUGGCCGAGGUAUCGUAUUUUGACUGA
Messenger RNA from Peniophora sp. CBMAI 1063, 1755 nucleotides. The record is from the annotation of a GenBank genome assembly. NCBI's taxonomy places the organism in Eukaryota, Fungi, Basidiomycota, Agaricomycetes, Russulales, Peniophoraceae.